This is a messenger RNA of Pistacia vera, 3179 nucleotides long. Its product is annotated as probable disease resistance protein At4g27220. The transcript has 4 exons. Lineage: Eukaryota; Viridiplantae; Streptophyta; Magnoliopsida; Sapindales; Anacardiaceae. The record is from RefSeq and is a predicted model, not a curated record. Bases 157 to 3102 code for a protein of 981 amino acids. Gene Ontology annotation, molecular function: protein binding; ADP binding.
CUUAUUUCUUUUUAUCCAAAAUUCCUCUUGUAUUUUUCAAAUUUGAAAGUUUGCGCCCUAGUUGUCCUGUUUUUAACUCUGUUUUACUUUCUUUCUCUUAUUUUUUUCAAUCUUAAAAAAAAAUACAAGUGAAGGAGAAAGUAGAAAGUUUUGAAAAUGGUCGAAAUCGCGAGUUUUGUUCUCGAUGUUGUCAAGUGCUUGGCUGCUCCGAUUGGGCGUCCACUUAUGUACCUGUACAACUACAAGAAGAACAUUGACAAUCUCCAAGAUGAAGUUAAGAACCUGAAGAAUACAAGAGACGAAGUGCAGGUUAAGGUUGAGGUUGCUGAACUGAACGGGGAAGAGAUCAAACAGAGAGUUAAGGAGUGGCAGACUAAGGUGAACAAUACCAUUACGGAAGCAGAGAGGUUGAUUGAAGAGAAAGAAGAAAACGCUCGAUGUUUCAAGGGAUUGCGCCCCAACUGUAUCAACCGCUACAAACAUAGCAAGAAGGCAUUCAAAUUAAAGCGGGAUAAUAUUGGUCCACUCCUGCUGCAAGAGGAAAGAUUCGGUGAAGUUUUCGAUUGGUGUAUACAACAAUCCAAGUACGAGAAGAACUUUGUCAAAUUCCUAGAUGAUGUUUUGAAGCUGAAGAAUGCAAGACGCAAAGUGCAGCAUAAGGUUGAGGAGGCUAAAAUCAAUGGGGAAGAGAUUGAAGAGGAUGUGAAGAAGUGGCUAGAGGAUGUUGACUCUGUCAUUGUUAAAGCAGAGGAGUUGAUUGAAAACCAAAGUUCGAUUGGCACUGACUGGCAGACGCGCUACCAAAAUAGCAAGGCAGCAUCCGAAUUAAUGGUGGAUGAUAUUGGUCCACUCCUGCAGCAAGAAGAGAAAUUCGACAGAGUUUCCUAUCCUACUAUUCCACUAGAGAAGAACUUUGACAAGCUCCGAGAUGAUGUUUCGAAGCUGAAGAAUGCAAGACUCAAAGUGCAGCGUAAGGUUGAGGUGGCUGAAAAAAAUGUGGAAGAGAUUGAAGAGGAUGUGAAGAAGUGGCUAGAGGAAGUUGACUCUAUCAUUAUUAAAGCAGGGGAGUUGAUUGAAAACCAAAGUUCAAUUGGCACUGACUGGCAGACGCGGUACCAAUAUAGCAAGGCAGCAUCCGAAUUAAUGGUGGAUGAUAUUGGUCCACUCCUGCAGCAAGAAGAAAGAUUCGAAAAAGUUUCCCAUCCUACUAUUCACAAGGAGAUAUGGCUUAGAUCUGAUGAAGAUUAUUUGGUUUUCGAAUCAAGAAACUCCACUGAGAAGAAUGUAUGGGAGGCAUUAAAAGAUGAGAAUAUCUACAUGAUCGGUGUUUAUGGGAUGGGUGGUCUGGGCAAGACCACUCUUGUGCAGGAAAUUGGUAGGAAUGCUGAGAAUAAUAAGCUCUUUAAUGAGAUUGUUUUUGUUGAGGUAACAGAAACUCCUGAUACAACAAAGAUUCAAACAGCAAUUGCAAAGAAGCUAGGUCUUAGAUUCGAAGAUGAAAAGGAAGAUGAGAGUGAAAGGGCAAGUAAGUUAUAUUCUAGAAUGAUGGAGAAGAAUAUUCUUUUGAUUUUAGAUAAUAUUUGGAAAGAGUUAGAGUUGAAGACAGUUGGAAUUCCUUUCGGAGCUGAUCGAGGAAGAAGUAAAAUAUUGAUGACAACAAGAAAUGUAGAUGUGUUGGAGAAGAUGGGUUCCACAAAUAAUUUCGGGAUGUGCAUUUUAAAUGAAAAAGAAGCUUGGAGGCUAUUCAAGAAAAUGGCAGGCAAUGUUAUUCAAACACCUGAAUUGAAUUUUUUACCAAAGAAGGUAUGCAAAGAAUGUGGAGAUUUGCCGAUUGUCAUUUGUACUAUAGCAAAGGCAUUGAGGAAUAGAAGAAAAAAAUCUCAAUGGGAAGAUGCUUUGCGAAUACUAAGAAUGCCUUCCCCGGCAAAGUUCACAAGACUUUUAGAAAAGGAGUAUUUAAAGAUUAAGUUGAGUUACGAUUAUUUAGAAGAUGAUGAGCUCAAGAAAACUUUCAUAAUUUGUAGUCUAAUGGAAAACAAUACCUCCAUUUUAGACUUGCUCAAGAAUAUUGUUGGCUUGGGUAUACUUGAAGGAGCUAAUCUUACAAUAGAACAAGCACGGAAUAGACUAGAUUCAGUGGUCAAGGAACUCAAAGACUCUUGCUUGUUACUUGAUGGUGUAACCAAAGGAAGAUUUUCUAUGCAUGACGUUGUUCGCGUUGUUGCUUUAACGUGUGCAUAUACAGUUCACCAUGUAUUCACAGAGAGAAAUGACAUUGAAAGGGAAUGGAAGGAUAAAGAUAAACUUAGAAAAUGCACAAUUAUGUCUUUAGUUGGUAAUAAUAUUAUUACUCAACUUUGGCCUGAAGCAUUAGAUUGUCCAAAACUAGAAUUUCUUAGGGGUUCUUCUUUCAAAAUCCCUAAGGAGUUUUUCAUAGUGAUGACAAAGCUAAAAGUUUUAAAUUUAUUUAGAACACAACAGUCGUUGUUGUCGUCACUUGAUCUUCUGACAAACCUUCAAACAUUGUGUUUACAUGAUAGCAAAAUUGAAGAUGUUGAUAUUAUCGGAAAUCUUAAGAAGCUAAAAGUCCUUAGCUUGCAAAAUACUGAUAUUGAGGAAUUGUCUACACAAAUGGGUGAAUUGACUGGGUUAAAGAUUUUAGAUUUGAGCAAUUGUCGGCAAUUAAAAGCUAUUGCACCAAAUGUGAUAUCAAAGCUAUCCCAACUAGAAGAAUUGUAUAUAAAGGGAUGUAGUAUUCAGUGGAAGGUUGAAGUACUCAAGGAGUUGAAGCACUUAUCUCAAUUGACCAGUUUAGAAAUUUAUAUUCAAGAUUAUAAGAUGAUGCCUAAAGACUUCUUUUCUAGAGAGCUUAAAAGGUAUGAUAUAUCAAUAGGAAAUAAAUGGUUCAACAAUUCUAGUUGGUAUAAGGAGUUUUCAAGAAUGUUUGAACUUGAAUAUGAUUCUACCAUCUCUUUAGAAGAAUUACGAAUUCUCAAGAAUGUUAAACUCUUACGGUUGGCCGAAUUUUCAGAUGAUGAUAACAAUCUCGAGCCAUUUUUUAAUGAAAAGGUUUUUUUCUCCAAUUUGAUGGCCUUGGAAUGAACAAUAUUAGUUCUAGAAAGAUUUGGGACAACCAACUUCCACACUUUUGUCUUCUCCCUAUCAGAAUUUGACACGCU